Molecule: messenger RNA, 207 nt
Organism: Ostertagia ostertagi
Lineage: Eukaryota; Metazoa; Nematoda; Chromadorea; Rhabditida; Trichostrongylidae
Source: the annotation of a GenBank genome assembly
GGUUCGGAACGUGAGCUCACAACAAUUGAUCCAGUUUUCAAGGUGUACCAUGACUGCGAUGACGGAAUCAAGCCUGGCAAACGCAAGGUGAAGUUCCGCAUCCCUAAUUCCUACAUCACUAAUGGACCUGUUGCUAAACGCACGUUCGAUAUUGGAGUGCUCAACCUGGAGACGAUCUUCCCUAAAGAGGAGCGUCAUCUUAUCUAA